This is a messenger RNA of Apis florea (little honeybee), 4079 nucleotides long. It is a transcript of the gene Pgant5, whose product is annotated as polypeptide N-acetylgalactosaminyltransferase 5. NCBI's taxonomy places the organism in Eukaryota, Metazoa, Arthropoda, Insecta, Hymenoptera, Apidae. Gene Ontology annotation, biological process: protein O-linked glycosylation. Gene Ontology annotation, molecular function: polypeptide N-acetylgalactosaminyltransferase activity. Gene Ontology annotation, cellular component: Golgi apparatus. The record is from RefSeq and is a predicted model, not a curated record.
AAUUCAAGUAAUGACCACAUGUGGUGCACCGAUCGCCAUUGCAGAAUCAAUGAGAGCGAGUCGAGCGUUGAAUGAAGUGUAGCAAAGUUAUUUCGCGUCCGAUAAAUCUCGACUCAGUCGACGAAACUCUCGAUUGUGCGUACAUUGGCAAUCGUGGCCACUAUCGAUAUCAGGGCCACGCACUGCCAUCAGAGUAUAGAAAGUGCUGCUACGGAUGUUGAACAGGUGUCCCCACUUCGAUACUCUAACCUCGGCGCUGCUUUCAGUGGCUCUGCAGUGUCGGAUGUACACGUAUGUGCGACGUACGGGAUGUGCACCUGGAGGCGUUCUUGUUACUAGGUCAUAAGAGGUGCGUAUCAAUGAAAUUCGUGCUAAUCAACCGUUGCUCGCAGAAAGUAGACACGUCUACAGUCACGGGAACAGACCGCGUGUGUGACAUCGUACGCCGUCGUGUUAAGUGCAUUCGACGAGAAGUUUGACCGAUUGUCCGCUGCUCGCACCUGGCGUCUCUCGCCAGUCUGAUCCAUCGUCGUGUGUGCAUUCCGCGUCCUGCUUUCCUUUCGUCCUAUACGAACAAUCGUGUUCGCGAACGUUUCAUGUUGACGUGUAUAAGAUUACAACAAUCGCAAAACAUCCGGGUUCAGUGACGUAUCGAUAUCUUGUUACGUGCCGCGACGAAUUCCACGUUGCUAUUACUGUGGGUCUAAUAACAGACUACUGUAGUGUAUAGAGCACGAAUCCAACGAACAUUCAUAAUUUUAUAUUGUGCUCAAAACGAAACAACGUCGGGUGAACCAGAAGCUGACCAAACACCGAUCGAAAGAACGUGUUCUCGAGCAGGAUAAAACUGGACCACGGAAGUCUCGGUCGACGUAGUCAUGUAAAUUCAGUGGUCCACAAGAGCACAGUGGCGGCUGAUCUCCUCUUCAGACUCGGGUAGCCGAACGGUUAGUUGAACGGCCGGGUCCCCGAAUACGGCCUGGUCUAACAGGAAGCUCGUCGCGCCUCCAACCGCGAAGGAUCGGGUGAUGAGCUCAGGAUACCAGGUGACCGGCCCCAUCACAACAUGUUCCGUUGCAAGAUUCGCAUUCACACGUGUCAAGUGAUACUGUUCACGUCCCUGGUAUGGUUCCUGGUGGACGUGAUGGUGCUGAUGCUCUAUUCGGAUUGCAUCGGAGGAUCCGGAUGGGGUUGCACGGAGAACGUGAAGCAGCAACAAUCGCUCACUGAGGAAAGUUUGCCCCAUUCGAAGAUUGAUAUAAAAGAAGAGGAACAGAUCCAGCCGGUUGGCCAGCAGAGUAAGAAACGGUACAAACAACCGGAACUGCAUUUGUGGAGGCCAGCUAGGGUAGUUAGGGAUAACAAGGGGAUACCCGGCGAGAUGGGCGCGGCGGUGCACAUCUCGCCGGAAGACGAAGCAAGGCAGCAGGAGCUCUUUAAAUUGAAUCAGUUCAACUUGAUGGCGAGCGACAUGAUCUCGUUGAAUCGGUCCCUCAAGGACAUAAGGCUGGAGGGAUGCAAGACGAAGAAGUACAGCAAGUACCUGCCGGAUACUAGUAUCGUGAUAGUAUUCCACAACGAAGCGUGGAGCACGCUGCUGAGGACCGUUUGGUCUGUCAUUAAUCGGUCUCCACGCACGUUGCUCAAGGAGAUCAUAUUGGUGGAUGAUAAGAGCGAGCAAGAUCACUUGAAGCAAGACCUGGAGCACUACGUAAAAAGGUUACCAGUCCCGACAUAUGUAUACCGUACUGAGAAGAGAUCGGGUCUAAUCAGAGCCAGACUGCUUGGGGCGAAACACGUGAAGGGACAAGUUAUAACGUUUUUGGACGCUCAUUGCGAAUGCACAGAGGGUUGGUUGGAACCUUUACUGUCUAGAAUCGCUGAAGACAGAACCACUGUUGUCUGUCCCAUCAUUGAUGUGAUUAGUGACGAUACUUUCGAGUAUAUUCCAGCCAGCGAUAUGACGUGGGGUGGUUUCAAUUGGAAACUGAAUUUUAGAUGGUAUAGAGUGGCACAAAGAGAAAUGGACAGAAGAUUAGGAGAUAGAACAGCUCCUCUAAGAACACCAACAAUGGCCGGCGGAUUAUUUUCUAUUGAUAAAGAGUAUUUUUACGAAUUGGGGGCGUACGACGAGGGCAUGGAUAUUUGGGGCGGUGAAAACCUCGAAAUGAGUUUCCGGAUAUGGAUGUGUGGUGGGACAUUGGAAAUCGCAACGUGCUCGCACGUCGGUCAUGUAUUCCGUAAGUCAACACCAUAUACAUUCCCUGGUGGUACCAGCAAGAUAGUGAACCACAACAAUGCGCGACUCGCAGAGGUCUGGUUGGACCAAUGGAAGUACUUCUAUUACAACAUUAAUCCAGGAGCUCGAAAUGUAGCUGUUGGAGAUGUAUCUGAAAGAAUUAAGUUAAGACAACGUCUUAAAUGUAAAAGCUUUAGAUGGUACUUGGAAAAUAUUUAUCCUGAAUCUCCAAUGCCAUUAGAUUAUUAUUAUUUGGGUGAUGUACAAAAUGUUGAUACACAAACUUGUUUAGAUACAAUGGGUAGAAGAACAGGUGAAAAUGUUGGAAUUAGUUAUUGUCAUGGAUUGGGUGGUAAUCAAGUGUUUGCUUAUACUAAACGACAGCAAAUUAUGUCUGAUGAUAUGUGCCUUGAUGCAGCUAGUCCCCAAGGUCCUGUCAAAAUAGUACGAUGUCAUGGUAUGGGUGGAAAUCAAGCAUGGGUUUAUAAUGAAGAGACGAAGAUGAUCAAACACACUAAUACAGGACACUGUUUGUCGAAACCUCGUUCAAACGAUGCAAUGCAACCUGUUUUAGCACCUUGUGAUCCGCAUAACAUCGGUCAAAAAUGGACCAUGCGUAGUAAAUUCAAAUGGCAAGCCAGCUAAUAUGAGGUGUUUCUAAGUGCAACAUUUAUAUGUAAUACUUGUUGAUCUAUUUAAUAUUAAUUCAAGAACUGAUAUUCAAGAAACUUCCGUAUUUUGAAAAAUCAAGAAAAAGACUAGUAUUAUACUCCAUAAAAACAAUACAGUAUCAUGUUUUGUCGACUUAUAAAUAUCAACGGAGUUAAUAGUGAUCGUAAACGAGAAACUGAGAGAUUGAAGUUAAUGCUUUUUAGUUACAUAGGAUUUAUUUACUGUUACUAGCAGUAUUGUGUAUUUACUGCCAUUUUUCAUGGUAUGCCUUGAUUAAUAAUGCACAAGUGUUAAAAAAAAAACUAUUCCAAUUGUGCGUGCAUACAAGUGAUACGAAAAGAGACAUAUGUGAACAUUCUUUUUUUAUUUUUUUUUUUUAAGUAAACAAUAAAGAGGAAAGCAUAUCAGACCACUGUUAUAAAUAAAUAAUUGUUAAUACAAAAAAGAGAGACAUAUUUGAUAAUAUGGGAUGAGUGCAAUGCUGGAUGAUUGGAAAAUAUAUCAGUGAAACACAGAUAUAUUAAUGGCAUAAAUGAUACAUUACUACAGAGAGUGAAUGUUGAAUUGCAAGUGGUAUUAUUGUGACACUAUCGAUUACGAUUUAGAACUUGUAUUGUACAAUUUUUGCAGCAAUUAGGGAAGAGCACUGAAUCUUUUUAUACUGAUAUUUCUAACAGUUCCUUGUUGCAUCUCGUUCAUAUGAUUUAGUUGUUAUUUUCUUUUUAUUCGUUUCGUAAAUGGAUGAAUGUAUUUAUAUCUGAAUUCGCCAUAGCAAUAUGAGAUUAACGAAAUAUCGUUUAAGAAUAUAAGAAAACUAUCGAUUGUUAUUCACUGUACUGUUAUAUUUUAAAUAUUUUCUUAAAUUCAAGACAAAAAAUGUCUUCCGUAUUUUCUUAACAAAAAAAAGCUAGAUAUUUUUAUGAUAUUCCUAAUAUCUUAUAUAGUUAUAAUUCUUCAUAGAUUCAGGCCCUUUUUGCUUUUUACAUAUUUGAAGCGUGCCGAAAAUAGAGUGCAAUAUCCUUGUUAAAUAAGAAACAAUUUCCUGUAACUAAUGUAAAAAUAAUUAUAUAAUGUAAUAAUUGUUAUCAGAUUCUGGCGCCCUUCCCUUACAUUAUUAUAAACUAAGAUUAAAUAUCUUUCAUAUUUCAAAAAAAAAAAAAUGAAGAUA